This is a messenger RNA of Electrophorus electricus (electric eel), 3072 nucleotides long. It is a transcript of the gene nudcd1, whose product is annotated as NudC domain containing 1. NCBI's taxonomy places the organism in Eukaryota, Metazoa, Chordata, Actinopteri, Gymnotiformes, Gymnotidae. The record is from RefSeq and is a predicted model, not a curated record.
CAGGAAACAUGAGUUUCAGGUGGACAUCAAGUUGAGCUAGUUAGUUAGCUAGUUAGCUGUACCUUUCACUACACUAUUCCUUUUUGGUGUAGUGUGUUUUCUGGCUUCGUAUAUAAUUCGUGGUUGGUUACAUUUCUUACUUUUUAAGGAGGAUGGCUUAUCCGAAUUGUUCAUUGAAUGUGAACAGACAAAUGCUGGACCCCAGCUUUGAAAGUUACAGGCUUUCGUUAGACUCAGUUCCAUGCUACACUGUACAGCUGGAUGCGGCUGUGGCUGAGGUUAAACUGAAAGACAGUCAGUAUACUCUGGAUCAUAUGAAGGCAUUUGGCAUGUACAAUUACCUACACAUUGAUCCUUGGUAUGAAGAGAGUGUUUAUUUUGUCGACUGCAAGGGAAGGGUUCUCAAUUUGACAGUCACAUUGGACACGGCCCUGGGGAAACCGCGGGAGGUGUUCAGGAUGGACCCAGAGGCUGGCUCGCCUGAGGGUGAGCGCCUGUGUGCCUCCCUCAGCCUGACCUCAGCCACGUGGGCUGCCCUGUCGGAUGGCGCGGGGACUCUGACCCUUCUGCGCACCAGCAAGAGAGGAGAGAGCUCCCACCUCAAAUGGGAGCCCGUGUUCAGUGAAUGUCUCGGCGAGCCUUUCACCAUCCUGCACAGCGUCUGCCACGUCCAGCACGGCAUCCACGCCAUCGAGCUUCUGCUGCUGAGGCUGCAGAAGGACCCAGACGACACCCGGGGCAGCGGCUUCUCCACCUCGCUGGAGUGGCUAACGGUCUCCAACUCCGCCAGUCUGGAAAAGAAGUACGAAGUGAGGAAGAGGAGGCUGAUGAAGGGCAACUCGGUACCCCACUAUGCCGCUUUGGGGCCGCAGGGGAAGGGGCUGAUGGUGGCCUCUGAAAAGCCCUUCAGCUUCCAGCAGGUCGACGGAGUUCCGCUGGUAGAAGCGCGUGCUGAGCCCAUGCAAGUGGACAGCUCAGAACCCAUCUACGUUUGGCAGCAGACAGCCGAGGACGUCACGGUGCGCGUCCGUCUCCCCGAGGGCACUGGCAAAGGCGACGUACGCUUCGAGCUGUCGGCGGACAGGGUCUGCAUCGGCUUGCGAGGUGGCGAGCCCCUUCUCGAAGGUCCUCUAUGUGCCCCUGUUGACGCUGAGGCCAGCACCUGGACUAUCGGUGAUGACGAGAGUCUGGAGGUGACCCUGCAGAAGCGCAUCGAUGGGCCGCUCUGGUCUGAGGUGGUGCUGGGGGAUAAGAGGGGACAGUGCCUCAUUAACACGGAACAGGCCACGCACAUUCACCAGGGACUCUCUCACCUCACUGCCGAAGAUCCGAAUGCUAACCCGGAGAAAGACAAGCCCCCUUGUAAUGCUCAGGAGCUGGAGGACUGCGAUAGGUUCCCAGAGGACAGCUCGACGCUGAUGCGAUUUGAUGGUGACACCCUGAAGCCCACUCAUGUGGUGAACCUUGCCAGCCACCAGUACCUGUUCACCGCAGACACAAGCCCAUCUGAAAUGCCCGCCCUCUGCUUGCGGCACGACGUGGAUGCCUUACUAUGGCAGCCACGCCCUGAGUGCCCUAAUGACAUGUGGGAGCAUGUCGCCACCUUCAACGCGCUGGGGUAUGUGCAGGCCUCAAAGCGGGACAAGAAGUUUGCGACAUGCGCGCCCAAUUUCUCCUACGCCGCGCUAGCCGAGUGCAUGAGGAGGGUGUUCAUCUACCGGCAGCCAUUGCCCGUGGACACGGUACUGUUCAACCGCAAACAGGGCCGGCAAGUUGGUCAGGUUGCCAAGCAACAGGUUGCCAGCUUGGAGUCCAACGAACCCGUGCUGGGCUUCAGGGCCACUAAUGAGAGACUAUUCGUUUUAACCUCCAGCAACCUCUUCGUACUCAAGGUGAAUAAUUAAAUCUUCUGUUUAGAACUUCCUCUGGGUGCGCUUUAGUUGUCCCUCAUGUGACGAUCAUUCAGCAAGUGGAACAAGAAAAUCAAAAGUUCUGAAAUGUGCCCAGCAGUUUUGAGUACUGCUUAUAUAAUCUGGAGGUGUGCUUCUGUUUUAGUUAGGCCGGUUGAAUGUUGGUCAGUAACCCUUGUAAAAGCAUCAUUUAAAACUGGAAAAGAUGUCAGUUUUUAUAAUAUGUAAGUGUGAACCUGUAGAAGUUAGUCAUUAAAGAUGUAAAAAGAUGUGCUUUUCCUCAGAUGCAAAAUAUUGUACAACUGUUACAUAUGUAUAAAUAAUAACAGCAACAACAACAAUUAAUAAUAAUAAUAAUAAUAAUAAAAAGCACCUCAUCACAUUUACUCUCAUUCCAGCUGCACCCAUUUUCAUUUCUCUAUUUCUGUGACGAUGUUUUUGGUUAAACGUCUAUGUACAGUCCUUGAUGGUGGUCCACGCAUGAAACACUUUUGCCAUUUCAAAUAGUGAUUCAACCUGCAGGUACAGUGGCACAUCUGAUGAGGUUUUAAAAUCUGACCACCCAGCACCUGACUGCCGAGUAACACACCCAAUCGGGGCCUCUUUGAGGCAUGCAAAUGGAAGCAUGUUCUAUGGAUUGAAUUGCAGCGGUAUGUACAGUACACUGGUAUCAGUACAGUAUCGAACAUGUAAGGUACAGUUGCGUCCUGCACACAAGCCCUGUGAAGUGGAAGAAUCCCCACAGAUGCCGAAUAUCUACCUUACAGACCAGUGUUACCUGAACAUAAGUGUUUUCUAAGAGAUUGGAUCGGUUCCAUUAUGCAAACAGGAAGAUGCUCGAUUACACUCAGAUGAAAUUAAUUCAGAUUUGGCUAAAUGUGCUGCUUUUGAUGCAGUUUGUUAAACACACAAACAACAAAAAACGUCUAGCAUCUUAUUAGUUUAGCAAGAGGAUUUAGUUUUUUUUACGAUUCUUGCCUGACACUUAAACGUGGUUUUGUAAUACAGUUUUUGUCCUGAAUUAUUUUAAAUACAAAAUUCCAUAUGUCAUUAAUGAAUGUGGUGUAAUGGAUGUAUUAAGGUGAGUAAUACAACUGAAAAUACAUUCAUGUUGUGUUUUUGUUUUUUGUGCAAUUUCUCCAAGUAAAUUGUACCUAUUGUU